Molecule: messenger RNA, 7193 nt
Organism: Nerophis ophidion (straightnose pipefish)
Lineage: Eukaryota; Metazoa; Chordata; Actinopteri; Syngnathiformes; Syngnathidae
Product: protein-glutamine gamma-glutamyltransferase K-like
Exons: 15
Coding region: 471-2801 (776 amino acids)
Biological process (GO): peptide cross-linking
Molecular function (GO): protein-glutamine gamma-glutamyltransferase activity
Source: RefSeq, a predicted model, not a curated record
UGAAGGCGAGUGAGCAACCGUUUCAUCACCGAGCCACUCCUGUGAGCAACAAUGACCCAGUUUUGCCAACAAUGACUUCAUCUUCUUAAAUGUGAACUUCUUUGAGGUUUUUCCGGUUUCUUUAUGAAAUAUGUAAUGGUGUCCGUAGAGAGUGUUUUAACCUCCACAGCCCAAACGCUACACUGCAAGAACCGACUCAACCAGUCUGUGCUGAUCGCCGAGGAAUCUGUCUUUUACUGUACGUUAAAGUGCGUCGGAUUGUAUAGUAGAUCCCUCCCUACUUCAUCCUUUUCCCUGACAAAGACACCCUGAGGCGUCUGUGUGUGUGUGUUUGUGUGUGUGCGCAGAGAGAAGGCGUGUCCUAAGCGUCUCCCAAUGUAUUUAAAAGAGGCGUGAACAUGCAACUGGUCCAAGAGAGAGAAACCACAAAGUUACCAGGAACAGACGAUUUCUUCCUUCAUUGACUUGAGAUGCCCGUGGAGACGCGCUCGCCCAGAGACACGUCCGCCGUGGGCCGGUUUCCGAGCGUCACCCUCGCGUCGGCCGACGAGGACGAGGAGCCGCCGGAAGAACGGGACGAUGCGUGCCGGCGCUGGCUGCGGGGCGCCUGCCUGUGCUGCCGUCUCGAGUCCGAGUCCGACGACCUCAAGGACACGCUGGUCACGGCGGUGGAGGACGCGGGGGCCGGCCAGAGGCCUGCGACGGAAGACAGCGAGCUCCACGAGCUGCCCCUCCGUGUGGUAUCUGUAGAUCUGCUGAGAAGCAAAGCGGCGCAGAACCGCGUGGAGCACCGCACCGACCUCUACCAGGGCGACCACUGCAUCGUCCGCAGGGGGCAGAAGUUCCACAUGUGGCUUACCUUGUCUCGGCCUUUCCACGCCCAAACAGACAAACUUCACCUAGAACUGAAAACAGGCCCUCUGCCAACAGUGUCGAAGGGAACUCACGUCAUCGUCCCUCUGGUGGAAGUGCCGCAGAAUAACCGCUGGCAGGCCGUGGUGGUGGAGCGGGACGGCGCCAGGAUGAAGCUGUCGGUCGAUUCCCCGACCGCCGCUGUCGUCGGCCGCUAUCGCCUGCAGGUGGAGACGGAAUACCCGGGCGGCCAGUCCAUCUCGGAGCAUGAGCCCGCUAAUGACGUCCAUGUGCUGUUCAACCCCUGGUGUGAAGACGAUGCAGUGUUCAUGGACGCCGACGAGGAGAGGCAGGAGUACGUCCUCAACGACGUCGGACGCAUCUACUACGGCACGCAGGACCAGAUUGCCGCCCGCACGUGGAACUACGGGCAGUUCGACGAAGGGAUGUUGGCCGCAUCCCUUUUUGUUUUGGAAAAGAGUGGGACUCCUCCAGCUGGGUGGGGAGACCCUGUUAACGUGGUGCGAGUCGUGUCUGCUAUGAUCAACUCUCGUGACGACCAGGGCGUCGUGGAGGGAAACUGGUCAGGGAACUACGACGCAGGAACAACUCCCACGGUCUGGAGCGGGAGUAUGGAAAUACUGAGCCAAUACCACAAAAGCGGCGGCACCCCCGUGAAGUACGGCCAGUGUUGGGUCUUCGCCGGACUCGUCACCACGGUUUUGAGGUGUUUGGGAAUCCCCAGUCGGACCGUGACCAACUACAGCUCAGCCCACGACACCGACGUCUCCUUGACGACGGACGUGUACCUGGAUGAGAACCUGGAGCCCAUCGCUCAUCUAAAUGCGGACUCCGUCUGGAACUUCCACGUGUGGAACGACUGCUGGAUGGCUCGCCACGACUUGCCCCCCGGUAUGGGAGGUUGGCAAGCGGUCGAUGCCACGCCCCAGGAGACCAGCCAGGGUACCUUCCGCUGCGGCCCCGCCUCCCUGGCCGCCAUCCGCAACGGUCAUGUGUUCCUCAAGCACGACUCGCCGUUUGUUUUCGCAGAGGUGAACAGCGAUAAAAUCUACUGGCAGAGGAACCUGGACGGGACUUUCUCGAAAAUCCACAGCGAGAAGAAGAUCGUGGGCCACCUCAUCAGCACCAAGGCCGUGGGCUCCGAUGAGCGCAGCGAUAUCACGCAUCUUUACAAACAACCCGAAGGCACAGAAGCCGAGCGCAUCGCCGUGGAGACGGCGUGUCGGUACGGCUCCAAGUCGGACGCGUACUCGUCUCCCACGGCGGAGGACGUCACCAUCGCGGUAGGCUUGGACGGCGACGGUCCGCAAAUGGGGAGGGACGCCGAGUUGACCAUCACGCUGCGAAACAGCAGCUCGGAGCACCGCCAUAUCCUCCUGCACAGCCAGGUGGCGGUCAUGUACUACACCGGAGUCCACAAGGCCACCGUCAGUACCGACCGCACCGACCUGGACCUGCUGCCCACUGAGGUCAAGGUUUUGGAAUGGACCCUUGAGUACCAAGACUACAAAGACCAGUUGGUGGACCAGGCCGCACUUAUGCUGACCCUGUCGGGCCGGGUCAGAGAGACCCAGCAGGUCCUGGCCACCCAGUUCAGUUUCCGACUCGGGACCCCAGACCUCUUCUUGAAGCCUAUCGGGAAAGCCGUGGUCGGGGAGAAGACGGCGGUGGAGAUAUCCUUCACCAACCCUCUACCCCAGAUGCUGACGUCGGUGAUAUUCCACGUGGAGGGCCUGGGCCUGGAAAAUGCUCACACGAUUAAAUACGGCAAUAUCGGACCCCGGGCCGCCGUGUCUCUGACCGAGUACUUCGUGCCCACCCGGCCCGGGCCCAGGAAAUUACUGGCCUCGCUGCAUUGCCGGCAGCUCACGCAAGUCCACGGUGUGACGGACAUCACCGUGCAUGAAAGGACCUACGGCGCUCUCUAGGGACCGACGUUUCCCUGCAGGAGAGAAACACUAUUUCAAGGUUGUCACCGGACACUAAGACAGGGGGCGGGGGGGAAAGACCCCUCAGGGAAAUGUGAGCUUUGACUUCCGGAACAGACUGUAAGUAUAAGCCGGAGUCGAAACCCCAAUAAUUAAAAAAUGUGUAUCUGCUCGUCCUUCACGAGGAGGUUUUUUUUUCUGCUUAGACUCAGACAAACUGUAUUGAUCCACAAGGGGAAUUGUUCCACACAGUAGCUCAGUUUCAAAGGAUGGAAAGGGUAAGGAUGGAAAGGAUAAUGCAGCUAUUAAAUAGACAAAAAAUGUACUAUAGUAGCAAUAUAUAAUAUAUAUGUAAUAUUUACAUAUAUGUCGGUCCACUUUUUGCAGCUAUUACAGCUUUGACUCCUUUGGGAAGGCUGUCCACAAGGUUGCGUAGUGUGUUGGUAGGAUUUGUUACCACCAUUCUUCCAUAAGCGCUUUGGUGAGGUCACACGCUGAUGUUGGUCUCCGUUUGUAAUUCAUCCCAAAGGUGUUAUGUCGGGCUCAGGUCAGGACUCUGUGCAGGCCAGUCAAGUUCACCCACACCAGACUCUGUCAUCCAUGUCUUUAUGGAUCUUUAUGCACAGGUGCUGCGAUGAGGUGGCGAUUUGUCCAGGGUGUACUCCGCCUUCCGCCCGAUUGUAGCUGAGAUAGGCGCCAGCGCCCCCCGCGACCCCAAAAGGGAAUAAUCGGUACAAAAUGGAUGGAUGGAUGAAUGCACAGGUGGCAUCUAGAGAUGUCCGAUAAUACAGGACUGCCAAUAAAUGCGUGUAAAUGUAAUAUCGGAAAAUAUCUGUAUCGGUUUCAAAAAGUAAAAUGUAUGACUUUUUAAAACGCCGCUGUGUACACGGACGUAGGGUGAAGUACAGAGCGCCAAUAAACCUUAAAGGCACUGCCUUUGCGUGCCGGCCCAGUCACAUAAUAUCUACAGCUUUUCACAUUUUGCAAGGAAUUUCACCAUCUACGGUACGUAAUAACAUGAAAAGGUUCAAAGAAUCUGGAGAAAUCACUACACGUAAGCUGCAAUGCCCAUGACCUUUGAUCCUUCAGGCGGCACUGCUUCAAAAACCGACAUCAGUGUGUAAAGGAUAUCACCACAUGGGGUCAGGUACACUUUAGUAAACCACUGUCAGUAACUAAAGUUUGUCGCUACAUCUGUAAGUGCAAGUUAAAACUCAAAGCCAUUUAUCAACAACACCCAGAAACGGCGCCGGCUUCGCUGGGCCCGAGCUCAUUUAAGAUGGACUGAUGCAAAGGGGAAAAGUGUGCUUUGGUCUGACGUGUCCACAUUUCAAAUUAUUUUUGUAAGCCUUGGACGUAGUGUCCAUCGGACCAAAAAGGAAAAAAAUCCAUCCAGGACUGUUCUAGGUGCAAAGCUCAAAAGCCAGCAUCUGUGAUGGUAUGGGGGUGUAUUAGUGCCCAAGGCAUGGGUAACUUACACAUCUGUGAAGGCACCAUUAAUGCUGAAAGGUACAUACAGGUUUUGGAGCAACAUAUGUUAUCAGCCAAGCAACGUUAUCAUGGACGCCCCUGCUUAUUUCCGCAAGACAAUGCCAAGCCACGUGUUACAACAGCGUGGAUUCAUAAUAAAAGAGUGUGGGUACUAGACUGGCCUCAUUGAAAAUGUGUGCCCCAAUAUGAAGCCUAAAAUACCACAACGGAGACCCCGGACUGUUGAACAACUUAAGCUGUACAUCAUGGAUGUCAAACUCUGGCCCGCGGGCCAAAUUUGGCCCGCCGUGUAAUUUCAUUUGGCCCUUGAGGCAAUAUCAAAUUAACAUUAGAGCUGGCCCGCUGCUGUAACACCACAUUCACCACUAAUACUCUUUCUCGUCAACCCUCCCGAUUUUCCCGGGAGACUCCCGAAUUUCUCCCGAUUUUCACCUGGACAAUAAUAUUGGGGGCGGGCCAUGAAAGCAUUGCCUUUGGCAUUCUCUACAUGUCGCCACGUCCGCUUUUCCUCCAUACAGACAGUGUGCCGGCCCACUCACAUAAUAGAUGCAGCUCAUACACACACACACACACACACACAAGUGUAUGCAAGGCAUACUUGGUCAACAGCCAUACAGGUCACACUGAGGGUGGCCGUAUCAACAACUUUAACGCUGUUACAAAUAUACGCCACACAAUGAACCCACAGCAAACAAGAAUGUCAAACACAUUUCGGGAGAACAUCCGCACCGUAACACAACAUAAACAAAAAAUAAACACAACCGAAGAAAUACCCAGAACCCUUUGUAUCACUAACUCUACGGGGACGCUACAAUAUACCACCAAACCCCGCUCCAACUCAAACCCGCCGCCGAAAAGAGGCAUUCAAUUUGUAUUUUAAUUUUGUUUGAUAUGCCAUUGAUAUUUUUUAAUUAUUGUUAUUUUAAAUUUGAUUUUGCAUGUCACUAUAAAGUUAUAUAAGCCUUGCUUGGUCAAUAUUCAAUGCAAAACUUGUUUGGGUCCCUAUUAAAGGAGUAAUUUGUUCAACCUUGGCCCGCGGCUUCGUUCAGUUUUAAAUUUUGGCCCACUCUGUAUGUGAGUUUGACACCCCUGCUGUACAUCAAGCAAGAAUGGGAAAGAAUUCCACCUGAAAAGCUUCAAAAAUUGCUCUCUUCAGUUCCCAAAUGUUUACUGAGAGUUGUUAAAAGGAAAGGCCAUGUAACACAGUGGUAAAAAAUGCCCCUGUGACAACUUUUUUGCAAUGUGUUGCUGUCAUUAAAUUCUAAGUUUUUGAUUAUUUACAAAAGAAAAAUAAGUUUCUCAGUUGGAACAUUAAGUAUAUUUUCUUUGCAGUCUAUUUAAUUGAAUAUAAGUUGAUAAGGACUUGCAAAUUAUUGUAUUCUGUUUUUAUUUAUCAUUUACAAAACAUGCCAACUUCACUGGUUUUGGGUUUUGUAGAUCCUACAUCUUGUUAUUGUUUACAAACUUAGGAAAUCAGUCCCUGGGCAGAGGAGGGCUAUAAGGGCAAAAAAUCCUCAUCAUUAAACCUCGAGGGCGACUUUUUUCGCCGUUUUGUUUAAACGAUAAAGAUUCGAUCGUUGUGUGAGGUCAUUGGAUCCCUGGCGGGGGGGAUCAUUAACAUUGCCAGAGGGAGGCGCAGUAAAGGAGGCUGACUGCAUGGGAGAACUGGUGGAGGCUAAACCCCAGCGGCGUGCACCGCGUCCAAUUUCCGUCGAGUCCCACCAGGGUUGACGGUGGGCGUGGGCCCGCCUACGGCGUGCUACGUGCUGGAGGGGGGCUUGAAAUAUUCUCUCAACACACCUGAUGUACGCUGUAGGUACUCAACUCGCCUCCCUUCCCACUUUAAGCGACAGGGGGAUCGAUUCCACCCUGAGGUAAAUAUUUUAGUAAAACUCCUCUGGUUUGAAUAGUCAACUAUUUGAUGACACCCCUAAUUUAUAUACACAUACACAUUUUUUUUUGUUUUUCACAAAAAUCUGCUUUAUUUAUAAUAAAAACAAUUCUAAUUCAUAUAUAAAAACCACGUUUCCAUAUGUGAAGUGAAGUGAAUUAUAUUUAUAUAGCGCGUUUUCUCUAGUGACUCAAAGCGCUUUACAUAGUGAAAUCCAAUAUCUAAGUUACAUUCAAACCAGUGUGGGUGGCACUGGGAGCAGGUGGGUAAAGUGUCUUGCCCAAGGACACAGCGGCAGUGACUAGGAUGGCGGAAGUGGGAAUCGAACCUGCAACCCUCAAGUUGCUGGCACGGCCACUCUACCAACCGAGCUAAUCCUGAGUUGGGAAAUUGUGUUAAAUGUAAAUAUAAACGGAAUACAAUGAUUUGCAAAUCCUUUUCAACCCAUAUCCAGUUGAAUAUGCUACAAAGACAACAUAUUUGAUGGUCAAACUCAUAAACUUUUUUUUUUGUUGCAAAUAAUCAUUAACUUUAGAAUUUGAUGCCAGCAACACUGUUGCGAAAUGCUGCUCAGAUCUUCACAUGUUUGUUUUUUCAUUCUCAGUCUGACCCGUUUAUUUCCUGUUUUUGUCCAUCACUAUGGUUACACAUCAGGUCACCUGCUGCUCACGCCCCGCACACCUGCUACAGAUAAUCACCGUCACUUUAUAAGCUGUCCUCUUUUUUUUGUUCAGCCUGGGUUCAUAAUUUGCUUUCACGCAAUGAGUUACGUCUGCACUCUUGUCAUCGUAUGUAUAUUCUCGUAUGUAUAUUCACGCUAAACCCUUUUCUCAUUCCAGCUCUCAUGCUGUAUGUUUUGUUUUUCUCUUUAAUGUGUCUAUGUGCCAGUUUAGUUCUCAUUUUUGUAUAUCCUAGCUUUUAUGCUAGCGCCCUUUGUUUGUUUUAUUCUACUAGCUCUAGCAUUUUUUUAUAUAGCUCUUUUUGUUAUGUAGAUAAAUCUGUUUAUCUUA